Messenger RNA from Ailuropoda melanoleuca (giant panda), 388 nucleotides. RefSeq names its product Frey regulator of sperm-oocyte fusion 1 (gene FREY1). Gene Ontology annotation, biological process: fusion of sperm to egg plasma membrane involved in single fertilization; sperm-egg recognition. The record is from RefSeq and is a predicted model, not a curated record. NCBI's taxonomy places the organism in Eukaryota, Metazoa, Chordata, Mammalia, Carnivora, Ursidae. Gene Ontology annotation, cellular component: endoplasmic reticulum membrane. Bases 33 to 332 code for a protein of 99 amino acids. The transcript has 3 exons.
CAGAAGCCCAGGGACCGGGACCUGAGCAGGAGAUGGUUCGCACCAUGCCGGGGGCUCUGUAUCCCAGAGCUGGGCUCAGCCUCUUCCUCCUCUACCUCGUCCUGGCAGCUGUGCUCCUCCGCCCCCAGCCCCUGAGGCCUCAGCGAUCUGUUCCUGAAGAAUUUUCAGCCCCUCUGGAACUCUCGCAGCCACUUUCCGGCCUAGUGGAUGACUAUGGGGUUCGACCCAAGCACCCCUGGCCACGAGGGCCUCGACCCCUCCUCUCCCGGGCCCAGCAGCGCAAGCGGGAUGGGCCAGACAUGGCUGAGUAUUACUACAAUGCACACCUGUGACAGCCCCUUAUAAAGCUAUUCUGUGCAGCAAAGGCUUGGGUGUUCCUGGCAUGGAC